AUGGAGGGCGCACCAGUGGACGCUCAGGCGGGGGCCGCCCCUCCACCGUCUUCUCAGUCCCAAGCUCAGGCUCAUGAACUGCGUCACCCGCCGGCGCAGGCAACAUCACAGCCGCACCUGCUACAGCCCACGCCUGAAAAGAAGCGCCGUCGCCCGGCCCUCGCCUGCGAGCAAUGCCGCCGCCGCAAGAUCAAGUGCGACCGCAACUCGCCCUGCGGCCACUGCACCAAGGCCCGCAUCGCCAGCUGCACCUACGCACCCACCCAUGUCCCCGCCUCCAAGUCUAAGUCGAAGCGGCCCCUGGCGAUCAAGGCCGGCGGCCCUGCGCGGGAUCCGGCCUCGUCCGCUGCGCCCACGCCGCUCCCGCUCCGACCCCAUGCCCAACCCCAGUCCCAGCACCGUUUGGUAGUGCCGGCCGCCGAGGGCAGCACAGGCCCCAACGCCAAGGUUCAUGCAGAUGCCCGCGACAUCCUGCCCGAAACCUCGACGACCAGGCUAGGCGGCCUCGCUGUCGUCUUGCCGUCCAAGUCGGCGUCGAGCGUGCCCUCCUCCAAGGCCGGCUCGGCCUCUGACACGUCCAACGUCGACUGGCUUGUGGCCAGGGUCCAUGAGCUCGAAGAGAAGCUUGCCAGUGUCGUCCACAUCACCGACAAGGAUGACACGGCACGCGAUGAGCGGCCUGAAGCCCCCUUGGCGGGUACCGUGUCCAAGACGAGGUACUUUGGGACCAGCCACUGGAUCAAUGUCAUAGAACUGCAGCUACCUACUGAGUUUGCCAUCCUGGGUCGCGCAGAGCUCGAAAAGAAUGACGUCUAUCAUGCCCUCUUCAAGUGCAAGGCCCUCGCUCGGCGCAUCAAGCAGUUGCGCUACCGCCCUCUAUCCUCCGACAAUUUAGGCAAGCAAAUUCCGACCCGGGCCGUUGCCGACCAGCUCCUCGACAACUACCUGCGCACCUUUGAGGGUGUCCUCCGCAUCGUUCAUGUGCCGUCGUUUCGCGCCGACUACGAGCGCUACUGGCAGAAUCCCGAUGCCGCCAACGACGCCUUCGUCAUGCAGAUGCAGCUCUGCAUGGCCUUGGGCGCCGUCAUGUACGAUGACUUCUUCAGCAUGAGGGCUACCGCCGUCCAAUGGAUCCAAGAGGCCCAGCUGUGGCUCAUGAUUCCUCCAGAGAAGAGCAGAAUGACCAUUGCCGCCAUCCAGAUAGGAUGUCUUCUGAUCCUGGCCAAAUCGGUAUGUGGCGUCGGUCCCGAUCUCACCUGGAUCGCCUGCGGCUCGCUCGUCCGGAAAGCCAUGUACAUGGGCCUGCAUAGGGAUCCUAGCCGCCUCGGAAAGAUGACGACCUUCCGAGCGGAGAUUCGGCGGCGCCUCUGGGCCACCAUCUUGGAGCUUAAUCUCCAGAGCGCCUUUGAAUCAGGCGGCUCACCGUUGGUAAAGAAGAGCGACUACGACACGCGCGCCCCCACCAACAUAGACGACGAGCUCCUGGGCGACGAGACUGACGGCGAGAGGCUCAUCGGAGAGCCACCCGAGGUUCCAACCCAAACUUCUGUGCAGAUUGCAAUCCUCAAGUCCCUACCUCUGCGCCUUGACCUCCUCAAAAAGGCCAACGACUUUGGCCGCGGCCAGUCCUACGACGAGGUGCUUCGACUCAACUCUGAGCUGACAAAAGCCUGCCGAGAACUUUCCCAGAGGCUACUGUCGCUCCGGAGCAAGGCGACCGGACACUCCGCAGCUCGGAUAAGCACCUUUCAUGUGUCCAUGGCCGAGCUGUAUUUGUACCGCUUCUUCCACGCCCUGCACCAGACGGUGAUUGCCAAGUCCUUUGACGAUCACCGGUACUACUUCUCCCGCAGGAUGUGUCUUGACAGCGCGCUCAAGCUGAUGCACAUCUAUGGUAUAUCCGGCCCCCAUCCCUUACAUCCCUCCGAGGGCUUUGCCGAAUUCCGUCGCACCAUUACGAGCGGAUCGGGCAUGUUUCGCUAUAUUCCGGUGCAGGCGCUCUUCUACAUCGGCGUCGAGCUCAUCCACCAGAAGAAGGGCCAGUCAGCCAGCCUGGGCUACCUGCCAUCUCUCGGAGACUCGGAUCUCCGCUCAUGUCUGGAGACGGCUGUGACCUGGACGAUCGAUCGUGUGCGUGCUGGCGAGACCAACAUCAAAGUGCAUUGCUUCCUUGCCGCUGCCCUCGGUCACGUCGAUGCACUCACGGCAGGACUGGAUGAGGCGGCCAUUAACGAUACCAUCGUCUCCCGUGCGACGGACUCGGCCCUCCGGUGUCUGGAGGCUCUCAAGGAAGUGGCUCAGCGGGAGGGUAUUCCACCCGAGGAGGAAGAGGCCGACAUUGGUGAGGUCGGAGAAGUCACGGACAUGCAGCUGGAUUGGAUGGAAGACUGGGCCUGGGACAACGCGAUGGAAUUGCCAUGGCAGCAGUGGUCGCAGGGGGGUUUUGACGGCUCCGCGCCGGUGCAACCAGACCAGUUUUUGGGCCCGUAA
This is a messenger RNA of Purpureocillium lilacinum, 2490 nucleotides long. RefSeq lists its product as uncharacterized. Gene Ontology annotation, cellular component: nucleus. Gene Ontology annotation, biological process: DNA-templated transcription; regulation of transcription by RNA polymerase II. NCBI's taxonomy places the organism in Eukaryota, Fungi, Ascomycota, Sordariomycetes, Hypocreales, Ophiocordycipitaceae. The record is from RefSeq and is a predicted model, not a curated record. Gene Ontology annotation, molecular function: RNA polymerase II cis-regulatory region sequence-specific DNA binding; DNA-binding transcription activator activity, RNA polymerase II-specific; zinc ion binding.